Molecule: messenger RNA, 1533 nt
Organism: Castor canadensis (American beaver)
Lineage: Eukaryota; Metazoa; Chordata; Mammalia; Rodentia; Castoridae
Source: RefSeq, a predicted model, not a curated record
AUGGCGUUUCUAUCUUCUGGUACAUCUGGAGAUACAGCAAAUGAACCAAAAAGUAAAACUACAGAAGUAGAAGGCAGCCAACCUUUGGAGACUGGAAAAGAAAACUCAUCCAGUGUGACUAUAGCAGACCCUGAGAUGGAAAAUCAGGCAGGCCAGACUCUGGAGAACAGCUCACUAAUGACCGAGCUCCUGAGCGACGUACCCUUCACCUUGGCCCCGCACGUGCUGGCAGUGCAGGGCAUCAUCAGCGACCUUCCUGACCACUUACUCUCCUACGAUGUCAGUGAAAACCUAUCACGAUUUUGGUAUGAUUUCACUCUUGAAAAUUCAGUGCUCUGUGAUUCAUAAUCUUUAUGUUUAUUUGUACCUAACAGCUUUAAAAAAAAAAAGUUUACUAUUUUGUUUAACCUGCUUGGUGUUCUUUAACAUUUCACUCUUGAAAGACCCCCAGAAAAGCAAGGGUCAUAAAGCAAACAAAACAUUAUUUUCAUGUUUUAUUUUUCAGAAUAAAGUAAGUUUAUAUAAAAAUUGAACUUCAGUUCAAACUUCUCUUCCAUAAAUAAUAAAUAUAAAAGUGGAGCUAUCGAGGUUUUAUGAAAGGAGAAGUUUACUUCAGCUGGCUCCCAAAAUGUAAUACUGUGAAACAGAACUGAGUCUUUUUCCUUGGUUACCACAACUCUGCAUCCUAUGCUUGGAGUGAGUGUGAAGUCUCUUUUCUGGUUCAGAGAAAGCUUGAGUUCAUGCUAUUCCCUUUCUUCUCCAGUGUUUAUGAAGGAGUUCAGAAAAAAGUUUCCAGUUAAUUUCUUCAGUCUCAACUUAGACAAAUUGAUAUGGAAAUUAAAAAUACUCCUAAACAGCAGUAAUAGUUUGCUCAAAACCACUCUGUUUCUUCAGUGACACACUUCCAUUUUUUUAGACCCACAGAAACUCUUUCUACCUGGGGAUUCCCCUGUGCCCACCUUUGUUCUCCACCUCUUCACCCCCUCUCCUUGCUUCUGCCUCAGUUGGCGUUUGCUCUCCUUACCACAGAUGUUCCCAUUUUAUGAAGAGAUCCAUAUUUUCAACCCCUCACCUCCUGAAGAAAAACAUCUCAGGAUGAUGCAUAGUAUUGCUGAUAACAUCCUUAUUUAGAAAUCCACCCGCCACAAUACAGAUGGAAAGUUUUACUAUUGUAAAUACUCCACUCAUUUUCAACUAGAGACUAAGAAAAACACCUAGGUAGGACUUUUAGUUCUUGGAUAUCCAUUAUUUAUUCCAAGUAAGAAUGAGAAUUGCCACUGAUCAAUAAACUAUUAAGGGAAGAGGUAAAUUGUAAUAGAGAACUUCUAUACCAUGGGAAAUUUAAGUCACAUUCGUUUUGAUUAGUAGCAGUAUAAUUUAUUAUUUAUGUGCCAAAGUUUCAGAUGUAUUUUUUGUAAAGACAAUGCCAUAGCAAAACUAAACACUGUGUGUAAAGGUACAUAAUUUUAAUGUGUUAUAUGUUUGUUUAAUAAAUGUGGCAUGGUCUUGAUAAAAAUGCUAUAUUAUUAAAAG